UCUAAAUUAUGUAUAGGUUUUUCCAUUCUAAGGUUGGAAUUUUAUCAUAGUGGUAAAUGUUCAUAACAAAGGAAGGUUCUUUUUACGUUUCUAAAUAAAUCAGUAUUAUAUUAAAAGAAGUUGCUACCGCUUCUACUCUAACAAUUGUAUUCAAACGCUUUUAAAUAAAGAUUGUACCUACAAGAAAUGAAAGCUGGACAAAAAAACGUCGUUUGGCUUGUGAGCCAGUUGUAGCAGUAAAACAUUCCUCAAACCAAUCGAACAUAGAUAUGUUUUGUUGGGGGAGUACUAUAGAUGGGGAAUUGGGAUUGGGUGGUAUUGAGGAUGAAAAUAUAUUAAGUCCUCGUGAAGUUGAUUUUAAUAAAGCAGCGGAGAUAGAACAAAUUGCAUGUGGUGAAAAUUAUACAGUAAUUGUUACUCGUGACGGUAAAAUAUAUUCAUGUGGAAAUAAUGAUUCUGGCCAACUUGGCCAUGAAAAAGGAAGGAAACGAUUGCAACUGGUACCUGGUUUAGAUGCAUUUGUAUUUAAAAAAGUAGCCUGUGGUGCACAUCAUACAUUAGCAGUAAAUGAGUGGGGGCAGUUGUUCAGUUGGGGCUCCAAUGCAGAAGGCCAGUUAGGUUUAAAUUCUAAAACUGUUAUGGAAUGUAUGCCACGCAUGGUAAAAGUUUUAGGUACAAGUGUAAUCGUUCAAAUAGCUUGUGGUACGAAACAUACACUUGCAUUGACAAAUGACGGUGAAUUGUAUAGUUGGGGUUCCAAUAAUGAAGGUCAACUUGGAUUAGGUUCUGAUAUUAAGAAUGAGAUAAAGCCUAAACUUAUUACCAGUCUAGUUGGUAUACCUAUUGCUUUUAUCGCCUGCGGAGGAUAUCACAGUAUAGCUAUAUCAAAAUCAGGUGCUGUAUUUGGUUGGGGUAAAAAUACAUUUGGUCAGUUGGGUCUAAAUGAUACACAGGACAGAAAUGUUUCAUGUCUAUUGAAAACUUUACAAAAUUCAAAGGUGUGUUAUGCAGCUUGUGGUGAAGAAUUUUCUGUAUUUUUAACAUUGGACGGUGGUGUAUUUACUUGUGGGGCAGGAAUGUAUGGCCAGUUGGGCCAUGGAAACAAUUCGAAUGAAAUUUUGCCCCGUCGAGUUAUGGAGCUUAUGGGUAGCACUGUUACACAGAUUUCAUGUGGAAAAAGACACACAUUGGCAUUGGUGCCAUCACGAGGUAGAAUUUAUGCAUGGGGCUUAGGAGGAGCAGGACAAUUAGGAAGUCGUGUUGCAUGUAGUGCAGCUACUCCACAAGUAGUACAAGGGCCAUGGAUUGCACCAAAUGGUUCCUCAGUGAUGGACUUAGAUAAGGAGUUUAAGUCUUGUAAAAGUGACUACAUUGUUAGACACAUUUUUACUGGUGGAGAUCAUUGUUUUGCAACGGUAGUUCCAUACAAGGAUAAUGUGCAACCAGAUGACUGUAGAAGAUUAGAAACGUCUUGUAAAAUUCUCGAAAUAACUGAAGACCAGCUGAUGGCGUGUCAGCGAGUCCCACCAAGCUCGUCUGUUGAUCAUGAACUAAUGACGUACUUGGAGACGGUAUUUAAAAGUCAAGCCUGUGUGAAUGGAUCAUUUUUGCUUAACAGUGAUCGUCACUAUGGAUGCUCCAGUGAACAAAACGGACUAAAUUUUGAUGAAGCAAGUAGAUUAUUCGGAAUUAUUAGGGAACUGGAUAAUAGCACGAUUCAGGAACUGAUAUUUACUUGCAUAUCAGACAGCUUGAUUCCUUCUUUUAUUAGUACAUUCUCCAAACUACAUUGUCUGGAGUCUUUAAGAAUCUUCUUAAUACUACCUUUGUAUCACGGUUUUGCAAAUCCCCUUAACUGUAAUAUAUUGCAUAAACCAUUCUGUACAGCUGUUUCGGCAUUAAAACCAGAACUUCUUGAGGUAGUAUGUCAAUGGUGGAUCAAAGCGCCACCGCAUUAUUUUGAGAGACUAGUUAGAAUUCAUAAAUCAGUUGUUUUACAUUAUGUAAGACAGUCCACGCCAAAUAAGGGAGUCUUAUGGGACGACACAUUCCAAUUUGUGUUAGAUCUGUUACGCUUAUUAAACAAAUUAAACAAUGAGGGCGAGAAUGGUAACAUAGUAACUUAUUCUACGUUUCAUUUGCCAGAACUAGUGGAUUUUAUAAAUAUUAUAGGCGACUACGAGAAAUGGAUUUCAGAAAAGGAUACUAAUGUUUCCCAGAAAGUGUUCUGUCACUAUCCUUUCCUUUUUGAUGCUCAAGCUAAGACUAUAUUACUCGAAACAGACCAAGUUAUUCAGAUGCAAUCGGCAAUGGAUGAAGCUCUAACUCAAGCAAUGAUAAACCAGAUGUUUUUCGACCCCUUUUCUGUAAAUAUACGUCAACAGGGGCUAUUUGUAAUGUUAAACGUUUCGCGUGAAAGAAUUGUUGAGGAUACUUUGAUUGAAUUAUCUCGUUAUGAUUCCAGUGACUUGAAGAAGCCUCUUCGAGUGAAAUUUCAUGGUGAAGAAGCAGAAGAUCAAGGUGGAGUCAGAAAAGAAUUUUUUAUGCUUCUGCUGAAAGAAAUUUUAGACCCCAAGUAUGGUAUGUUCAAGCAGUAUGAGGAGACGAGGGUGCUUUGGUUCAGCGAAGACUCCCUGGAAGAUGAAAGCAUGUAUUUUUUAAUAGGGAUUCUUUGUGGGCUAGUUAUUUACAAUUUCAUUAUUAUUGAUCUGCCAUUUCCGUUAGCCCUAUAUAAAAAAUUGUUACAAGAACCAGUUGGAUUAUUUGAUAUAAAGGAUAUGUCACCAGUACUUGCAAAGUAUGCCGUUAUAUCGAAGACAACAAUUUUUCCUUCUAAAAUUAAUUAUUACAAAACGUAAUAAUAUUAUAAAUCUCAUUUUAGGAGCAUGCAAAAUAUGCUAGAUUAUGAGGAGUUGGAUUUUGAAGAUGUUUUUUGUUUGAACUUCGAAGUGGUUAGAGAGGCAUUUAGUGAGAAAAGGAUAUACGAACUUAUACCAGGCGGUAGUAAAGUUCCAGUUACAAUGAAGAAUAAAAAACAAUUUGUUGAGUUAUAUGUGGAUUACAUACUAAACAAAUCAGUAGAACCUCAUUUUCAGCAAUUUUACAAAGGUUUUCAUAAAGUCUGUGGUGGAAGAGUGCUGGAAUUAUUUCACAGUUAUGAAUUAAAAGCCGUAGUAGUAGGGAAUGAGGAUUAUGAUUGGGAGGAGUUAGAAAAGAAUGCUACUUACAAGGAAGGCUAUACGAAAAAUGAUCCUACUAUCGUAUUAUUUUGGCAAGUGUUUCGUGAAUUGACUUUGGAAGAGAAGAAAAAAUUUUUACUAUUUUUAACUGGAUGUGAUAGAAUACCUAUACAAGGCAUGAAAGCUAUUACGAUCACAAUACAACCGUUGAACAAUGAACGUUACUUACCAAUUGCUCACACAUGUUUCAAUUUACUUGAUCUCCCACGGUAUCAGACCAGAGAAAAACUACGAUACAAGUUAUUACAAGCCAUACAACAAACUCAUGGGUUUUCUUUAGUGUGAAACUUUUUACUAUU
Dufourea novaeangliae is the source of this 3538-nucleotide messenger RNA. It is a transcript of the gene Herc4, whose product is annotated as probable E3 ubiquitin-protein ligase HERC4. The record is from RefSeq and is a predicted model, not a curated record. Gene Ontology annotation, molecular function: ubiquitin-protein transferase activity. The transcript is spliced from 17 exons. Lineage: Eukaryota; Metazoa; Arthropoda; Insecta; Hymenoptera; Halictidae.